CUUGACCCGUUUGACCCGUGUGUCCGUGCGACUCAGGUGACUCUCCCUCUACUCUCAUGUUGUCUCUUUCUUUACGUCGUACGGCUCUCAGCCACCCUUCGCGGAGACUAGCCUCAAUUCAACGAAACUUAUCAUCAUCAGCUAUCAUGUCCCAGAAAUAUCGGAAAGAGAAGGAUACUUUUGGUGAUUUGCAAGUUCCCGCAGAGAGGUAUUGGGGUGCUCAGACACAAAGGUCAUUGAUGAAUUUCGACAUUGGCGGUCCCACAGAACGUAUGCCACCACCGCUCAUCAAAGCCUUUGGAGUUCUCAAGAAAGCUGCUGCUCAUGUGAACCAAACGUACGGUUUGCCCAUCGAAAUAGCAGAUGCCAUCUCGGCCGCUGCUGACGAAGUGAUUUCCGGUAAAUUGAUCGAUGAAUUCCCAUUGGUGGUGUUCCAAACGGGAAGUGGGACCCAGACGAAUAUGAACGUGAAUGAGGUUAUAAGUAAUAGGGCAAUUGAGAUGUUAGGUGGGGAAUUGGGGAGUAAAAAACCGGUUCAUCCCAAUGAUCAUGUGAACAUGUCGGCGAGUUCUAAUGAUAGUUUCCCCACUGCCAUGCAUAUCGCCGCAGUGGUAGAGAUCAACGCGACCCUUCUCCCUGCCAUGCAGAAACUCCACGACGCUUUGGAAGACAAACGCAAGUCGUUUGACCACAUUGUGAAAAUCGGACGUACACAUUUGCAAGAUGCCACACCGCUCACUCUUGGACAAGAAUUCAGCGGAUAUGUAACUCAAGUUGAGAGGGGUAUCGAGAGGGUGAAAGGGACGUUGAAAAACUUGAGUAUGUUGGCUCAGGGUGGAACUGCUGUUGGAACGGGUCUCAACACUAAGAAAGGCUUCGACGAAAAAGUCGCCGCUGAAAUCUCCAAAAUCACCGGAUACGAUUUCAUUACUGCUCCCAACAAAUUCGAAGCUCUUGCGGCGCAUGAUGCUAUUGUCGAAGCUUCUGGCGCACUAAACGUGGUGGCUGUGUCGCUUAUGAAGAUCGCCAAUGAUAUUAGGUAUUUGGCUUCAGGACCUCGAUGCGGUUUAGGAGAGCUUGAGUUGCCUGAGAACGAACCUGGAUCGAGUAUCAUGCCUGGGAAGGUCAACCCAACCCAAUGUGAAGCCCUGACCAUGGUCGCCGCUCAAGUAAUGGGGAACCACACCACCAUCACGGUCGCUGGGUCAUAUGGUCAAUUCGAGCUCAAUGUUUUCAAACCUGUCUUGAUCAAGAACCUGUUGCAAAGCAUUCGUCUGCUGGCUGAUGGUGCGAGGAGCUUUACGGACCAUUGUGUGGUGGGGAUCAAGGCUAAUGAGGAUCGGAUUCAGAAGAUCAUGAAUGAGAGUCUGAUGCUUGCCACCUGCCUCAACAGUGUGUUAGGUUAUGAUGACGUCGCCAAGAUCGCCAAGAAUGCACACAAGAAAGGUCUAACACUCAAACAGUCUUGUCUCGAAUUGAACCUGCUGUCAGAGGAAGAAUUCGACAAACGUGUCCGACCCGAGCUCAUGCUUGCCCCGGACGAAGUAUAGAAGAUCUACGAUGCAUGUAUGACAUCUACCCGGU
Messenger RNA from Tremella mesenterica DSM 1558, 1584 nucleotides. RefSeq lists its product as uncharacterized. Gene Ontology annotation, biological process: fumarate metabolic process; malate metabolic process; tricarboxylic acid cycle. The transcript has 10 exons. Gene Ontology annotation, cellular component: tricarboxylic acid cycle heteromeric enzyme complex; mitochondrion. Gene Ontology annotation, molecular function: fumarate hydratase activity. The record is from RefSeq and is a predicted model, not a curated record. Bases 57 to 1550 code for a protein of 497 amino acids. Lineage: Eukaryota; Fungi; Basidiomycota; Tremellomycetes; Tremellales; Tremellaceae.